Messenger RNA from Haplochromis burtoni (Burton's mouthbrooder), 1422 nucleotides. RefSeq names its product transmembrane protein 130 (gene tmem130). NCBI's taxonomy places the organism in Eukaryota, Metazoa, Chordata, Actinopteri, Cichliformes, Cichlidae. The record is from RefSeq and is a predicted model, not a curated record. Bases 117 to 1061 code for a protein of 314 amino acids. The transcript is spliced from 9 exons.
GAGGGGGGGCAGCGCGGAAGGGUGGUGGUGGUGGAGGAGGGUGACGUCACAAGAGGUGUUACACAGGCCAAAGUUCUCAGCUGAACUAACUUCAUACUGUGAGAGGACGAGCAGAUAUGGAUGGAAAACACAUCGUGUGGAUGUUGAUGCUUCCCAUACUGGUUCUCCUGGGUGGAACAGAGACUACAGAGUCUUUGAUAGAUUUCAAAAAUAUUGAAGGGAAGCUUGUUUUCUAUCAAAUGGAGGGAAAUGCCACCUACGUGAGAGACAGAGGUGAACUGGCGUCAGAUGUUCCCACAGAGACUAUGUUUGAACUCUUUGAUCCCCAAAAGAAUUUCAGCUCAGCAAAGUUCACCUAUACUUGGGACUUAGGGAACGGACAAGUGAUUAACGGCACUGAGCCGGUUGUCCGCUAUUAUUACCCAGAAUCAGGAAACUACACAAUGUGGUUGAAAGUGGGAGCAAAUGUGACCAAAUAUUCACCUCCGGUGACCAAAGUCUACUCCACAGAGGUUCAAGUGCUUGAUGCCAUCAAGAACAUCGAGCUGAAGGGGCCAUCAGAAUAUGAGGUGUCACAGGACGCCAGUCUGAUUUUUCAUGUUGAUGGAAGUCCUCCCUUAUGGGUUUGCUGGCGUUUUCUCCCCAACUGCAUGCCGGACGUGACAGAGGGCUGCACGCUGACCAUGUUGUAUGACAACAUGUUGAAACUGAACCUCACCUUCGCCUCUGCUGGCUACCACUGUCUGGACAUCAGUGUCCGGAACGAAAUCAGUAAGCUGCAGACCUCCUUCAGCCUCUACGUCAGGAGAAACAAUGGUGCUCAAAUUUUCUUCAUCCUGUCAUGUGCUGCCAUUCUUGUGGCAACGUUCUCCUUCAUCGCAGUCAUCGCCUGUCACCCUCAUCUUCACAGCAAACUUAAGAUUGCUGCUUCCAGUAAUGCCGUAUUUCUGAAGAACCAAGAAUCUGAUGGUCAAAGCUUAAUUCUUUUAAAGCUCUCCAACAUUGAGAAAGCAGAGAAAGAGCCACUCCUGUUGCAAUAUGGGACUCAAGGCCGCUCUUAACCAGCACACUGCUUCUCUUUCUGCCCUCUUAUUGUGGCUGCAUACACAUGUGUUUGGCAAAGAAAAAUCUAAAACUACUAAUAACUGUGACCCUGCAUAUCUUGCAUGUGUGAUUAUAGAUAUAUUUUGCUAAUAUGUGCAUGAUCAAGUAGCUUGAUAUGGUAUUUUGAAAAAAGAAGAAGAAAUAAAGUGCCUGUAUGUAUUUAGAACUAUCCUCUAAGCUGAGUUAAUUGGUGGUUUCACCGCAAAUGUUCAGUAGGCUAAUAGGUCAAACUCUGCGUUUGUCAUAAAAUAAUGAUGGCGAUCAACUGAUGAGUCACAGAACUCAGGUUGACAUUCAAAUAAACUCAUAAAAAAUUAA